AUGCCAUUCACACCCUACUCUCCUUGCUCAACUCUGGGACUCUUCCCCAACCUUCUUCACUGCCCUUCUUCCCUAGCCGCUGGCCUUCUUGCCCUUCAUGAAAGCGGUGGUGCGAUGAGUGUGACUCGUGGGCCGGUUGUCAGGGAGGGCGUUCUCCGAUUGACAACAGCAGUGACAAGCGGCGCCACGCGUAAGCCUAUUCUCACGGAAGGCGUUUCUCCCAUCGAUGAUAUUGGCGGUAGUGCAUGA
Penicillium pulvis is the source of this 249-nucleotide messenger RNA. RefSeq lists its product as uncharacterized. NCBI's taxonomy places the organism in Eukaryota, Fungi, Ascomycota, Eurotiomycetes, Eurotiales, Aspergillaceae. Bases 1 to 249 code for a protein of 82 amino acids. The record is from RefSeq and is a predicted model, not a curated record. The transcript has a single exon.